Messenger RNA from Eucalyptus grandis, 489 nucleotides. RefSeq names its product 1-aminocyclopropane-1-carboxylate oxidase homolog 11-like. NCBI's taxonomy places the organism in Eukaryota, Viridiplantae, Streptophyta, Magnoliopsida, Myrtales, Myrtaceae. Bases 1 to 489 code for a protein of 162 amino acids. The transcript has 4 exons. The record is from RefSeq and is a predicted model, not a curated record.
AUGCGUGAAUGCAAAGCCCACCAGUCACGACAAGACGUUGCGAAAGAUGCGCAAGCAUUGGAAAAAAGGGGUUUCUUCCAGGUGAUCAACCAUGAGGUCCCUGAGAGCCUCUUGGAGGAGAUAUAUGUUUUUGCUUCGUGGGACUGGAGCCUCCCCAGCACGAGGAGUUGCCCGAAGCUUGCAGGUGUUGAACACUCAGGAAAUGAAAGUGCCCAGUACUUCGUUCAGUCGGCCAAGCUCAUAACAAACGACCGGUUUGAGAGUGUUGAGAACCGAAUCAUGGCAAACAAGAGAGACCCAACAGUGUUGGUGGCGUGCUUCUUCGGCGACACUCCCCGACCAUCUUCACGAUUGUAUGGGCCCAUGAAGGAAUUAACAUCAGCAGACAACCCACCAAUCUACGAGGAGACUACGCUCCCAAACUACACUGCCCAUUACAUUUCCAAAGGCCUGUACGGAGCUUCUGCACUUCCUGAUUUCAAGCUGUAG